AUGACUAGUAAUAGGGAAAGAAAGGUUUGGUUAGUACAGUCACGUGAAUUGUCUAUAAUUACAGACUUAUUACCUUCUAAUAUUGGAAGACAAUCAUUGGUAAGUUCUCUAAUUGAAGCAUAUGAAUUAGAUUCUCUUUGUGAAGGUAUUGUCAGAGUUUACGCAGCCACCAAGAGUGAACUUAUUUCAUACCAUGACAAAGAGUUUAUUAACUUCUUGCUUAAGGUACGAUCUGAUGUUGACGCUGGUAUAGAGAAUCUUGAAGAGAUUAAGCAGUAUAUCGAAGAAGAAAUGACUAAAACAGAUGAUUCGCUUGUAGAACUUGAGAAAUUUGGUUUAUUACACGAUUGUUAUCCAUUCCCAUUUAUGGGAGAUUAUGUUAAAUUAAUAGCUGGAACAACCAUUUCUUCGGUUAAGACGCUAAUACAAGCUAAGAAUUAUGAUACACAUAAUAUAGUGAUCAAUUGGUAUGGAGGAAGACAUCAUUGUCAUAAAGCUAAAGUAGCGGGAUUUUGCUAUGUUAAUGAUAUAGUACUAGGCAUUCAAAUAUUAAGGAAAUCAUUUUCAAGAGUAUUUUAUCUUGACCUAGAUUUACACCAUGGAAAUGGAGUGGAGAAUGCCUAUAGGGCUUCUAAGAAUGUAUUAACUUGUUCAAUUCAUAGGUAUGAUAUUGGGUUUUAUCCUGGAAGUGGAUCACUAAAGGAUUCUAGCAUAUCACUGGUUAAUAUACCGACUAAAAGAGGAUUAAGUGAUACAAGUAUGAUGUACAUUAUAAAGGAUAUAGUAUUACCAUUAAUUGAGAGGUUUGAUCCCCAAGCCCUUGUAAUUCAAACAGGAUGCGAUGGUUUAUCAACUGAUGAACAUAAUGAAUGGAACCUAAGUAUUAAAUGCAUGGGCUCUGUCAUAAACCACUUGUUAAAGGAAACUAAAAAUGUGCCUACAUUAAUUCUUGGUGGGGGAGGUUAUAAUCAUACCGAAACUGCAAAAUGUUGGACAUUUAUUACGAAUCAGAUUUUGCAAAACGAAGAGAUUUCUAAUAAACCAAUUCCCGAACAUGAACAUCUUGAUGCUUAUGAAAAAGACGGAUUCCAAUUCUGGACUAACGAUAACACGAUACCUAAGAGAAUGAAAGAUGAAAACACUACAGAGUACUUACAGCAAAUGAGGGAUUAUAUUUUGAACUAA
Messenger RNA from Scheffersomyces amazonensis, 1185 nucleotides. It is a transcript of the gene HOS1, whose product is annotated as histone deacetylase. Gene Ontology annotation, molecular function: histone deacetylase activity. The record is from RefSeq and is a predicted model, not a curated record. Gene Ontology annotation, cellular component: nucleus. Lineage: Eukaryota; Fungi; Ascomycota; Pichiomycetes; Serinales; Debaryomycetaceae. Bases 1 to 1185 code for a protein of 394 amino acids. Gene Ontology annotation, biological process: negative regulation of transcription by RNA polymerase II. The transcript has 2 exons.